AUGGGCAACAUGCGAAUGAAAGCACUGCGGCAAGACUUUCGCCUGGGGUGCCCAAGGGUUCCAUCCGCACGUCAACAACGGCGAUGGCCCGGGCUCCCGAAGGGUUUGGGAUUGCUGCCCGCAGGGCACAUAUCACACCAGUAUGUGUCGGAAGAGGACGAAGAGCCGAUCGAGGUCAGACCCAGCAAGCGCCCUGCGUUGUCGUCGAUGACGCGCACUUCGUUCAAUGCACCUCGUUGGUGUGACUCCAUGAAUGAAGAUGAUCAAAAUGAAGCCGACGAGGUGCUGACGCGCGCGACGUAUCUCUCAGCGGCAUCACUCAUGCUUUUCAAUGGCAAUCACUGGAAGACAUGGCGGGCCAAGAUUUGCCCCUCGUACCGCUUCCCAGAACCUUAUGCCAUCGGCGGCCGACUGCUUAUCAACGAGUAA
Peronospora matthiolae is the source of this 429-nucleotide messenger RNA. The record is from the annotation of a GenBank genome assembly. Lineage: Eukaryota; Oomycota; Peronosporomycetes; Peronosporales; Peronosporaceae.